AAAAUGAUAUGUUGGAUUUGGCAUUUGGAUUAACCGAGACUUCGCGAUUAGGAUGCCAGAUUGUUAUGAGAAAAGAUUUAGAUGGAAUAACAGUCACAAUACCGGCUGCAACGAGGAAUGUUCAAUUGAAAGGUGCGGACUUUGUUUUGAAAUAG
Messenger RNA from Acaulospora morrowiae, 155 nucleotides. The record is from the annotation of a GenBank genome assembly. Lineage: Eukaryota; Fungi; Glomeromycota; Glomeromycetes; Diversisporales; Acaulosporaceae.